UAAAACCGAGUGCUCCUUCUGGGAUCUCAACACCAAUCCAAUUUCUCUCUUUCUUUCUCUCUCUAUUCUGAUAAUUCAUGAAAAUGCAGAAGCUCAAACUGCAACUACUCUUAUUCCUCUCAAUUUCAUCUUGUCACGUUGUUUUCUCUUUCACAGAUGGGUUGUUGCCAAAUGGGAACUUCGAGCAGGGCCCAAAGGCAUCAGAACUGAAGGGAUCCGUAGUGACUAGCCACGAUGCGAUUCCGAACUGGACCAUAUCGGGGAUGGUUGAGUACAUAAAAUCAGGACAGAAACAGGGUGACAUGUUGCUGGUUGUGCCUGAGGGUGACUAUGCAGUUAGACUCGGCAAUGAAGCUUCCAUCAAGCAGAAGGUGAAACUGAUCAAGGGGUUGUUCUACUCCAUCACGUUCGGUGCUGCUAGAACCUGUGCACAAGAGGAAAAACUCAAUGUGUCUGUGGUACCAACCACUGAGAAGAGAGACUGGGGAAUCAUUCCCAUUCAGACUAUGUAUGGUAGCAAUGGUUGGGAGUCUUUCACUUGUGGGUUCAGAGCAGAUUUCCCAGAAGGUGAAAUCGUCAUCCAUAACCCUGGCAAAGAAGAGGACCCUGCUUGUGGUCCACUCAUCGAUUCCGUUGCCCUCAAGGUUUUGUACCCACCCAAAAGAACCAGAGCUAAUUUGCUGAAAAAUGGAAACUUUGAAGAAGGGCCAUAUCUGUUUCCUAACUCGUCUUGGGGGGCAUUGAUCCCACCCCAUGUUGAGGAUGCUCACAGUCCUUUGCCAGGAUGGAUAGUGGAGUCUCUUAAGGCUGUGAAGUACAUUGAUUCAGAUCACUUUGCUGUGCCCGAGGGAAAAAGAGCCAUUGAACUUGUUGCAGGGAAAGAGAGUGCCCUUGCACAGGUUGUGAUCACUACAGUUGGAAAGGUCUAUGACCUUACUUUCGCUGUGGGCGAUGCCAACAAUGCAUGUGAAGGUUCCAUGAUGGUAGAAGCAUUUGCUGGCACAGACACUGUCCAAGUUCCAUAUCAGUCCAAGGGUAAAGGAGGUUCUGUGAGAGGAAAACUUCGGUUCAAGGCUGUGUCAACUCGGACACGUCUUAGGUUCCUAAGCACCUUUUACACCAUGAAGAGUGAUAACUCUGGCUCGCUCUGUGGACCCGUCAUAGAUGAUGUAAAGUUGCUUAGUGUUCGUUAUCCCACACAUGCUUGAUCAUCAAAUUUCUACACCUAAUACGAUCAAAACACAUGUGCUUGAUUCUUGUAGUUAAGCUUGUAUACUACAGGAUUCUCGUAAUAAUGGUAGGGUGAGCAUUGAUGGGUGUGUGAGUUUACCAAGUCUCCUAUAUUCAUGUAUCUAUUUUUCCCUCAAAAUCAUAUGCACUGAUGACAGAGAGUUCUUUCCAUUAAUGGAACUCAAAUUCAA
This is a messenger RNA of Vigna angularis (adzuki bean), 1421 nucleotides long. RefSeq names its product protein DUF642 L-GALACTONO-1,4-LACTONE-RESPONSIVE GENE 2-like. The transcript is spliced from 3 exons. The record is from RefSeq and is a predicted model, not a curated record. Lineage: Eukaryota; Viridiplantae; Streptophyta; Magnoliopsida; Fabales; Fabaceae. The coding region runs from base 78 to 1208 and encodes 376 amino acids.